ACUACCACGUCUGCAGCUGGGAGAGAAGGGAAGAGGAGAGGGUAUCAAAAUAAGCCGACUGUAAGAUAGUGAAGAGAGGACAGCGAUGAGUUAAGACUGCUUCAAGGAAACAAAUUCGGCUGCAACAUCUGGAGCGAAGCGCAAGCUGAAUUUGGACAUAAAACACGCACAGCCCGCAGCUGCAGAGCCCCCUUCAGACUUCCUGCUUCCACUAACGUCCCAUAGUUUUGUUCAAAUUCACCAAAACGCGAGAAGAAUGCACAGACUGGACAAAUCCCUCACGUGGUUUAAGUAAUCGAUCAACAAGUUGCAGAAGCGCACCGCUGCUAUCUUCUGGGAACUCUUUUGCGCCAGAUCGAUCUCGGUUGCGCCUGGAAAGUCGUUCAUGGGAUACGUUUUUCACAGAUGAUGUUCUGACAAAGAGCAAAGUGAAGUUUGCGCGAGCCGUUACAAGAUCUGUCCAUUUUUGUACUGUUUUUUUUUUCUUUGGAGAGUCGAGUGAUGGCACCGGAGCUCAAAUCGCUCGUCCGUCUGCUGCUGCUGGCUGUGGUGUGGGAGCUGAGCGCACAGGGGGAGACGGUGCGCCAAAUCAACCCAGAGUCAUGGCUGCAGCAGUACGGCUACCUGCCCCCGGGGGACAUGAGGACCCAUUCCCUCCGCUCCCCUCACUCCGUCUCCUCGGCCAUUGCAGCCAUGCAGCGGUUCUACGGCCUCACCAUCACGGGCACCUUUGACGCCAAAACCAUUGAGGCCAUGGGCCGACCACGAUGUGGCGUGCCGGAUAAGUUUGGUGCCGAGUUGAAGAGCAACCUGAGGAAAAAGCGAUACGCCAUCCAGGGCCUGAAGUGGAACAAGAACGACAUCACGUUCUCCAUACAGAACUACAGCCCCAAGGUGGGCGAGUACGAGACCCACGAAGCCAUCAGGAACGCCUUCAAGGUGUGGGAGAGCGUCACGCCGCUCCGUUUCCGGGAAAUCCCAUACAGCUACAUACGAGACAAGGUGGAGGAGUUUGCAGACAUUAUGAUCUUCUUCGCCGAGGGUUUCCAUGGUGACAGCAGCCCGUUCGAUGGCGAGGGGGGCUUCCUGGCACAUGCCUAUUUCCCCGGCAAUGGCAUCGGCGGGGACACCCACUUUGACGCUGCCGAGCCGUGGACUACUGGAAACAAGGAUCUGUUAGGUAAUGAUGUGUUCCUGGUUGCGGUGCAUGAACUGGGCCACGCUCUGGGUCUGGAGCACUCCAACGACCCUUCAGCGAUCAUGGCUCCUUUCUACCAGUGGAUGGACACAGAGAACUUCCAGCUUCCUGACGAUGAUCGCAGAGGCAUACAGCAACUUUAUGGGUCUGGAUCAGGUCCUCAGCCCCCUCCUGUUACACCCCGCACACCCUACCACAGCCCCCAGCCCACAUAUUCACCGGACAAGCCUCGCUUUGGCCCCAACAUCUGUGACGGACACUUUGACAGCAUCGCUAUCCUCAGAGGAGAAAUGUUUGUGUUCAAGGAUAAAUGGUUCUGGAGGGUACGCAACAACCAUGUUCUGGACGGAUAUCCCAUGCCAAUUGGUCACUUUUGGAGGGGGUUGCCCACUCACAUCAAUGCUGCUUUUGAAAGGGAGGAUGGGAAAUUUGUUUUCUUUAAAGGGGACAGGUAUUGGGUGUUCACUGAAUCCAUUCUGGAUCAUGGUUACCCUAAGAGUAUAAAGGAAAUGGGCAGCGGGCUUCCCAAAGAUCGGAUAGACGCUGCUCUCUACUACACCCCAACUGGACAGACAUUUUUCUUCCGAGCAAACAAGUAUUACCGUUUCAGCGAAGACUCACGAAGUGUUGAUGAUGGUUAUCCAAAGUCAGUUAGUGUGUGGCAGGGAGUACCUGACAACAUCAAGGCAGCCUUCAUGAGCAAAGACCAAGCAUACACCUACUUCUACAAAGCCAACAAGUACUGGAAGUUCAACAACCAGGUGAUGCGUGUGGAGCCGGGAUACCCCAAAUCAGCCCUUCGUGACUGGAUGGGUUGCCCCAACGAAGACCCCAAGACGGACGGAGGAAGAGGUGGCGGUGGACACGACAAGGACAAGGAGAGGGAGAAGGAGAAGGAACGCGAGGAUAAAGACAAAACCACAGAUAGAGAGAGGGAUAGGGAGGAAAAGGAAACGGAGAAGGAUACGGAGGUGAUCAUUAUUGAAGUGGAUGAGGAGGAAGGGGUUGGUGGAGGCAGCGGAGCAGCGGCGGUGGUGGUGCCGCUGUUCCUGUUAGUGUGUGUGAUUGCAACGCUGGCAGCCUUGGUGUUUUUCCGUCGGUACGGUACCCCACGCCGACUCCUCUACUGCCAACGAUCUUUACUGGACAAGGUGUAGACGCAGGAGGAGGAGGAGGAGGAGGGAGAGAAGAAGGAAAGAGGAGGGAAAAACAGGGAGAGAAAGAGAAAAAAAGUGGAAGAAAAUGUUGAACACAGAUCAUAAGAGCAGGAAAGAAAGAGAUAAAACUGGGGAAAGAGCAGAAGGAAAAGCACCAGACUUGCAUUUUAAAAUAUUCUUACCACUGUCAGAUUCCUUCUGCUCUAUCUCUCAACCACUCCGUCCUUCCAUUUUUUUUCUUUUUUCUCUUCCCUCUGUCUCUGCCUGCCUCGUGGUUACUGACGCCAGCUCAUUGCUGUUUGUUUUAGCCUUUUUCAAUGUCUUAUUUUUAGUUUUUGUCAGUGGUCAGUGUUUGUGUCCUCGUGAAUUUCCGCUUUGAACCUGCAUCUUCACGAUGCCCAUCCUAGCAUGUUCCUUUGAGUAAGCAAAGAGCGCGUUCGACCGCUCGUUUCUCCCCCUUGUUAACUUACACACACUCACAUUAGUACACACAUUUGGAAACCACAGUGGCGCAGUCAUUGUGUUCUCAAUCUUCCAGUAAAGUAACACGUCAGAGCCAGUUAAGGACCAUAAAAGGGGAAGAAAACAUUAGCUUAAGUCCUUAUGAAGCAUGAGAUACACUCAUAUCAGAGUAAAGCAAUAAAUGCGACUGUGUCUUUUCCUUUUUUAUAUCAAUGUCUUUAAUGCUGAUUAUUAUUAUAAAUGAUGUUGUCACUAUUAUUAUGACUAUUACUAUUAUUGUUGUUGUCCUCUGUUUAAAGAAUGUGUUUUUGUACAUUGUCAUUAAAAAGUCCUGCUGGACAGUGACAUACAGUUUUGAAAGUGGCCUUAAUUUUAUAUAUGUGGGGACAGUGAAUGGGGAAGGGGGUUAUGUAUUCUUGAAACUUGAUUGUUUUUUUUACCUACCUUGAAUCCAUCUCAAAUGAAAAUAAAUUGAAGAUCUGAAAAUGACUCCUUUUUGUCAUUGUACUUGUUUACAAAUCAUGGUGCUACAUUACUAGUCAGGGGUUAUGCGCAGUUUAAUGACAAUGAUAAUGAUACUAGUGAUAAUGAUAAGAUUGAUAAUGAUCUAGUUUCCUCAAUGAGA
Molecule: messenger RNA, 3442 nt
Organism: Chelmon rostratus (copperband butterflyfish)
Lineage: Eukaryota; Metazoa; Chordata; Actinopteri; Chaetodontiformes; Chaetodontidae
Gene: mmp14b
Product: matrix metallopeptidase 14b (membrane-inserted)
Exons: 10
Coding region: 502-2355 (617 amino acids)
Biological process (GO): collagen catabolic process; zymogen activation; extracellular matrix organization
Cellular component (GO): extracellular matrix
Molecular function (GO): metalloendopeptidase activity; zinc ion binding
Source: RefSeq, a predicted model, not a curated record